GUAAGAAGAAGGUGUCACUCUAUGACAGUCAGGCUCCCAUCUGCCCCAUCUGUCAGGUGCUGCUGCGUCCAGGAGAACUUCAGGAGCACAUGGAACAGGAGAUGGACAGGCUCACCCACAUGCACAUCAGCAAGAACUCAUCACACAAGGACAUCAAUGCAGCUCCAGGCACACCGAAGUCUCUCCUGUUGUCAGUGCACAUCAAACGUGAGGGCGAGUCUCCAGUUGUGUCCCCGCUCUCCUCUGAUGAAGCUCACCAUUCUGACAGAUACCAGACAUUUUUACGAGUUCGAGCUAACAGGCAAACACGAUUGAAUGCCCGGAUUGGGAAGAUGAAGCGCCGAAAGCCUGAGGAUGGACAGGUAUGUCCACUGUGCAGCGCCCCGCUGACAGGAACGGAGGAGGAAAUGAGUAGGCAUGUGGAACAAUGUCUGUUCAAGAGGGAAGGUGGAACAGAAGAGGAUUCUGCCGAUGUCGAAGGGGAGAACGGAACGCGGUUUGAGGAGUACGAGUGGUGUGGACAGAAGAGGGUCCGAGCUACUACGUUACUGGAAGGUGGUUUCAGAGGGACAGGCUUUGCCAUGUGUAGUACGAAGGAGAGCCAUGAUAGUGAUGCAGACCUGGAUGUGGAUGGAGAUGACACACUGGAGUACGGCAAAGCCCAGUACACUGAAGCAGACAUCAUUCCUUGUUCUGGAGAGGACCAGGGAGAGGCCAAAGAACGUGAGGCACUGCGUGGGGCUGUUUUGAAUGGUGGUGUGCCAUCCAAUAGAAUAACACCAGAGUUCUCAAAAUGGGCCAGUGAUGAAAUGCCAUCCACCAGUAAUGGUGAGAGCAGCAAACAGGAGCCGAGCUCUUCAUCUUCGUCCUCCACGCCGAGGACCUGUAAAAACAGUGAGAUCGAGAAGAUAACAGAGGACUCGACAGCGACCACACUGGAGGCACUAAAGGCCCGCAUACGAGAACUGGAAAAGCAGAUCCUCAGAGGAGACCGAUACAAGUGUCUCAUAUGCAUGGACUCGUAUACAAUGCCUCUCACCUCCAUCCAGUGUUGGCACGUGCACUGUGAAGAAUGCUGGCUAAGGACUCUGGGAAACAAGAAGCUCUGCCCACAAUGCAACACCAUCACGUCGCCAGGGGACCUCAGGCGUGUCUAUUUGUGAGCAGAACAGCCCGGAUUCUUUUUUUUUGUUUUGUUUGACUUUUCGUUUCCAUUUUUGCUUAUGUUUUUGGUUCCCCCAGCGCCUUAGGGAGUGAAAUGUCGUCCUGACCACGAGAGGCUCGAGCACAGACUCUUACUGACUUUAAAAGGGGACGGACUUCACAAGCAUUGGACUAAUGAGGACUGUGUAGACUCAGUCCUCUAAUAUAAUUGCUUAUUUGAAGAGUCUUCCAGCCUCCCUCUUGUGUUGGUCCAUGUUCCAUUCUCUCCAGAGUCAGCUUGGUUCCUUAAUGAGGAACCUGUUCUUCUCAGAUGAAGGAAAGAGAACUCAAUCUGUCCCUCCACCCGCACUGCUGCUGCUGCUGCUGCUGUUCUUCAGCUCCCACUGUCGCUACUUCUUCACCACUGACGUCAGCCUGACAAUAAGAAGAGACUUUAAAUGGCCCACCCUAGGCUCUCCAGAACCCCCUCGAUCUUGAUUGUUCAUUGUGUUCACGUUCGCCCCAAAUCAUAACUUCUUUUGUGGUUGUUCUAGUGAUGUCAACCAAAUUCAAUGAAUCUGUGCAAGCACAUGUAUUAUAGUCUGUAUGUUUACAGUGUUGUGAGUGAAUGACAUACAGAACUAAACACACUUGUAUACACGUGCACACAUGGACAUACACAUGCACAUACAGAAGUAUAUAUUGAAUAAAAGUCCAGUUUUAAUUGGGGGUGGUUUGGGUCGGUCGGGAGGGGGAAAUGUUUCAAUCUUGGUGAAUAAAAAAAAAAAGGAAAAAGAAAACCCUGUGUAUUUUCAAAGCAGAUGUUGUUGUCUUGAAGUUAAAGUUGUAUUGCAUUGUACAGGAAGAAAUUUAAGUAAUGAUAAUAAACUACUCGAACUAGGACUUAAAAGAUUUAGGUGUAUGUUUUUCACUGAAAUAUGCAGUAAAAACUGUAGAUUUAAUCCUGAAACAAGGGAAAGUAUCUUUCUUUUUCUUUGCUUUUUUCGAAGAAAUUGAAAGAUUUGCUUUUAUUCACUCACAUUUUGACUUUAAUGCUGAAUGCCGUCUGUUACAAACAAUUGAAAUUAUUGAACAUACAAUAUUAAGACCCCUGACCAGUUGCAUAGACCAGGUUCUUCCCUCAGAAAAGGGACUUUUCUCAAAACAUCAAAUACUUAGGGUGGUUUCAUUUAUAAGUUACAUUCCGAUUUCCUCUCUGAGACUUUAUUUUUCCUUGAAGAAUGAACUGGAAGAGUCAAGACUUGUUUCCCUGACUGACUGACUGACUGCUCACGUUUUUCCCUAGGAGUGAGACCGUGUGCUUUAUAUUUGUACAUCUAUGUAUUCUGUGAUUUCUGUAUUGAUGUAAGUGCAAAAAAAGGAAGAAAUGAAAGAUCAUUGCUGAUCCCAACACCACAAUAAACAGUCAAAUGUUGCAUUUGUUAUAACUUAUUUCACUGUUCUUUAAAUCUUCACCAUAGCUGGGUCACAGUCAAGGACUGUGAAAACAGCUGUAGCAAUAUCCUUAAGAUUUACACUUAAAAUACUGUUUCCAGAUGUGAAAUACCUCUCUCUGCAACUAUUUUGUAAAUGAUUAGGGUUAACACUUUGUAUUCUUCCUUUGCCGAACAAUUCGUUCCUGCCCCAAAGAAGACCGAUUGCACAAGAUGAUUGUGUGCUAUGAAUUGUGUGUCUGUAUAUUCUUGAAAAUGGUACGUGUCUUUCCCGUUUGUAAGCUACAUUUCACAUGAAUUAAAUGACUGUAAAUCUGAA
Messenger RNA from Carassius auratus (goldfish), 2916 nucleotides. RefSeq names its product E3 ubiquitin-protein ligase RNF220-like. Gene Ontology annotation, biological process: protein ubiquitination. NCBI's taxonomy places the organism in Eukaryota, Metazoa, Chordata, Actinopteri, Cypriniformes, Cyprinidae. The transcript has 13 exons. Bases 90 to 1163 code for a protein of 357 amino acids. The record is from RefSeq and is a predicted model, not a curated record. Gene Ontology annotation, molecular function: ubiquitin protein ligase activity; metal ion binding.